Brassica oleracea var. oleracea is the source of this 942-nucleotide messenger RNA. RefSeq lists its product as uncharacterized. The coding region runs from base 1 to 942 and encodes 313 amino acids. Lineage: Eukaryota; Viridiplantae; Streptophyta; Magnoliopsida; Brassicales; Brassicaceae. The transcript is spliced from 3 exons. The record is from RefSeq and is a predicted model, not a curated record.
AUGCAUGUGAUAUCAGGAGGCUCGGAAGUCAGCGGAAUAAGCCAUGCGGCCGCGAAGAAGAGAACCUGGAACGCCAAGCAAGGCCUAGAGGCAGCCAAGCCAAAACGCCUGCUCCUGGGUACGGACGAAAUAAUUUUCACGGCCAAGGAGCAAGAAAAGGUCCUAGCCCCACAUCAUGACGCCCUGGUCAUAUUGCUCACUGUAGCAAAUUGCCUGGUGAAGAGGAUAUUGGUAGACAAUGGAAGCUCCAGCAACAUCAUCUUCCAAGCCGCAUAUCAGGAUCUAGGACUGGAGGAAAGGGCUCUAACACGGAGAAUAGCCUCACUCAUAGGAUUAAGCAGAGAAGUCCUCCCAGUGUAUGCUGAAGGGAUUAACAUGUCGACCAAGUUCCUCGUCGUUGACUGUGAAUCAUCUUACAACAUGAUCCUGGGACGGCUCUGGAUUCAUGACAUGGGAGCCGUCCCUUCGACUCUUCACCAGAUGAGCAAACCCACGGCUCGACACACCGAGGAACUGGAGGUUGAAGAGAUGGACGACGUGCCAUUGAUCGAAGGGGACCAGACCCGACACCUCAAGGUCGGUUCCAAGCUAACUGAGGGACAAAGAAGGAUAUUAAUAGACUUCCUCAGGUCUAACUCCGAUUGCUUCGCGUGGUCCCACGCAGACAUGUCUAGGAUUGAUCCGGAGAUCAUCAUGCACAAGCUGCAAGUAGACCCCCUACAUCAGCCCGUCAAACAAAAGAGGAGGAAGUUUGCCCCCGAAAGGGAUGCAAUCAUCAACGACGAAGUCAAAAGCCUGCUCGACGCAUGGUUCAUUCGCGAGGACCCCUUCCCUCUGCCCAAUAUCGACAAGCUGGUCGACGCCACAACCGGGCAUCAGCUGAUGAGUUUCAUGGACGCAUUCUCCGGCUAUAUGCAGAUACUCAUGCAUCCAGAAGACUAA